Molecule: messenger RNA, 1887 nt
Organism: Aplosporella prunicola CBS 121167
Lineage: Eukaryota; Fungi; Ascomycota; Dothideomycetes; Botryosphaeriales; Aplosporellaceae
Exons: 2
Coding region: 1-1887 (628 amino acids)
Biological process (GO): anaphase-promoting complex-dependent catabolic process; regulation of transcription by RNA polymerase II
Cellular component (GO): anaphase-promoting complex; SAGA complex
Molecular function (GO): transcription coregulator activity
Source: RefSeq, a predicted model, not a curated record
AUGCUGUCGCUGCCGCUCAUAAUCCCACGCGACGACCACACCAUAUGGCAGUCGACAGCGGCGCAAGCGCGCCUGCGCCCGCCCUCGCCGGCCUCGGACCAGCAACAACAACAACUACUACAACAGCAGCAGCAACAUGACGCACUAGGGGGGCGCAACGCGAGCAUGGGGAGCGGACGCCGCAGCGGCGGCGGUGGCUCGGCGCUGGCGGCGCUCGCGCACGACGAAAACACCAUCGAGCAGCGCAAGCUCAACGUGCGCCGCUUCGGGGCAGGGUGGAUCCGGCCGCCGGGCGUGGCCAAGACGUUCCAGGCCGCCAUGGACGAGGCCGCCGAGCGCGAGGAGCAGGAGGCGCUGGCGCGGCGCGAGCAGGCGCUCAUGGAGCUGGCGAGCGCGCAGGAGCAGGAGGAGGAGGAGCGCCGGCGCCGCGAAAUGAUUGAGCGCGGCAUGGCGGAGGAGGAAGAGGGAGAGGGUGCCGUCGAUCUGGACGCUGAUGUCCCGGAUUUGGAUGACGAUCGGGAGAAUGAGGCCGAGGAUGAGACGUUUGAUGAUGAUGAUGAUGAUGAUGAUGAGGUGGAGAGCGAGGUCGAGGAUCUGGACGCCGAUGUCCCCGAGGGGAGUCUGGGGGCCGCGAGCUCAGAGGCCGAGGACGAAGAAGGCGUCUCUGGCUCGGUUGAAGGCGACCUCGACGCCGACGUGCCCGAGGGCAGUCUCGGCGGCGGCAGUGGCUCCGAAGAGGAAGAGCAAGAAGAAGAUGAUGACGAUGACGAAGACGAAGAAGAAGAAGAAGAAGAAGCCUCCGACGACGACGACAUCGAAGAUGUCUCCUCGCCCGCCUCCGUCUCGGCUGCCGCCUCGCCCACCGCCGACGUCACGUUCAACGAAGAAAGCAUCUACGCCGACGCCUCGCUGCUCGGGCCCGACGAAAACGACGAAAACGACGCGCACCAGCACUCGCCACGGCCGGGCCAGCACCGCCUGCUACAACAACAGCAUCAACAUCAACACCUGCACCACUACCAAAACCACAACCAGCACAACCAACUUCACCAGCACCACCAGCAACAACAGCAACACGACGCGGCCGAAGCCGCCUCGGCCGCCUGGGUCGUCGCGCGCGCAGAGGCCGAACUCGCCGGCGACCUCCAGGACGAGCGCGACCUCCUCGACGAGUCCACCGACUUGCUCGACGCCGACGCCCCGGAGCCAGGGGAGUACGAGCACACGGACACGGAGCUGGAAGACGACUCUACCGCCGCGGACCUCGAGCUCUCGUCCCUCUCACACAGUGGGCGCCUGAGCGGCAGCUUCGCGAGCUUUGGCCGCGCGGGCGUGGGCGUUGGUGCUGCUCCUAGUCUUGGUGCUGGUGCACCAUCCAGGCGCCGGUCCAGCCGCCUCAGCAGCGCGGCCGCAAGACUGAGCGCCGCGGCGGGCUCGGGCGGCCUGUUUAGCCCUGCUGCUGGUGCUACGGGUGGCGGGCGAAACGAACUCAACCCCUUCGUCAGCGGGCCCGGCGCGCGGCGCGCAGGCAACCUGUUUGCUGCUGCUGCGGCGGCGGCGUCCGCGCGUGGUGGCAACAACAACAACAACAAUAACGGUGGCAGUGGCAGCGGCAUCAGCGCGCUGACCCUGCAUCGGCGGCCCUAUGGGCAUGGGCAGGGGCAGGGGCAGGGGCGGGGGCAACGGGCGUCGCGCGCCAGCCUGCUGAGCGAGGACCAGAGCUCGCUGCUGCUGGUGGAUGCGUCGUCUUCGUCGCUGCUGCUCGGGGCGGGGGAUAAUAGCCCUGCGGCGGGGAGGGGGCAGGGGCAGGCGCGGGGGCGGGGGCUUGCGAGGGAUAGUCCGUCGUGGAUGCAGCCGCCGGUGAGGAGGGGUGCGGGGAGGAGGUGA